CCGCUGGGGAGGGCGGGGGGAGAAGGUAGCCCUGUCUCGGAUUACCGCGGUCUAGAGGCCGCGCCUAAGCAGAGGGGCGGGUCCUGGGGGCGGAGUCUAAGGCGGAGCCGCAUCCAAAGCUCCGCCCCCAGGGGCCCGGGUUGUUCCCUCAUUCCUUCUUCCAGCUGGGCAGACUGUGGGUGGGGGGGGGGGGGGGGGGAAGGAAGAUUCCGGGGCCUGAUGUCACGUGGGUUACCUCUCCUCCUCCUCCUCGUAUUCUCCUGGGCCCCUCCCCCAGGCAGCCUUCCCUGUAGCUGGCGUCUUCCUGGGGCUGCCUGUCAAGUGUUCUUUGUCCCUAGGGAGGUGUCCGCCUGAAGCCAGCGCCCCGCCCCCGGAGAAGUGCCCGUGGCCUUGUGGCUCGCCCCUUUCUCCCCCCACCCCCCCGCCAUCCGGGGUCCUCCUCGAUGAGAAAAGGAGUUUCUCAUGGGCCUCCUUUCCUCCCCAGGACCUCGGCCUCUGGCGGUCUCUUUUCUGCCCCCGAGGAGAAGGAGGCCAUGGCCCCCGUAGUGACCGCCGAGCCCGGCCGGAAAUCAGUGACAUUCCAGGAUGUGGCUGUGGAAUUCACCUGGGAGGAGUGGGAACAUUUGAACGCAUCUCAGAAAAAUUUGUACAGGGAGGUGAUGCUGGAGAACUAUAGAAACUUGGUCUGUUUGGGAUUUGCAGUUUCCAAACCAGAUGUGAUCAACCAAUUGGAAAUAAAGGAAGCAUCUUGGAUGCCAGAGCCAGAUAUUCCAGGAAGCAGCUAUCAAGAGACCAAAGAAUUUCCUGAAGAGAAACUUUACGAAAGUUGUGACUGUGGGAAGGCUUUUGGGAUAAAGAACUAUCUCACUGUGCAUCAAAGAAUUCAUUCUGGAGAUAUUCUUUAUGAGUGUAAGAAGUGUGGGAAGACCUUCCAUUUCAACUCAGAUCUUAUUGAACAUCAAAAAAUUCAUACUGGAGAAAUAUCUCCUAUAUAUAAUGAAUGUGGAACAUCUUUUGGACAGAAUCCACAAUCUUAUAUCUAUCAGAGGAUUCAUAACAUAGAGAUUCUUCAUGAAUGUAAGGAGUGUGGGAAGACCUUCCAUUGCAAUUCAGCUCUCAUUCAACAUCAAAGAAUUCAUACUGGAGAGAAGCCUUAUGAAUGUGCAGUAUGUGGGAAGGCCUUCUGCCAGAAUGCAAAUCUUAUUGUGCAUCAGAGAAUUCAUACUGGAGAGAAACCUUAUAAAUGUACAAUAUGUGGGAAGGCUUUCUGUCAGAAUACAAAUCUUAUUGUGCAUCAGAGAAUUCAUACUGGAGAGAAACCUUACAAAUGUACAGUAUGUGGGAAGGCCUUCUGCCAGAAUGCAAAUCUUAUUAUGCAUCAGAGAAUUCAUACUGGAGAGAAACCUUAUGAAUGUAAUGAAUGUGGAAGAGCCUUCAGGAAGAAGGAAUAUCUUACUGUCCAUCAGAGAAUUCAUACUGGAGAGAAACCUUAUGAAUGUAGUGAAUGUGAUAAAGCCUUCAGGAUGAAGGAGUAUCUUCAUGUACAUCAGAGAAUUCAUACUGGAGAGAAACCUUAUGAAUGUAGUGAUUGUGGGAAGGCUUUCAGGUGUAAGAGACAACUUACUCUGCAUCAGAGAAUUCAUCCUGGAAAGAUUCUUGAUGAGUGUAAGGAAUAUGGGAAGAUGUUCCAUUGUAACUCAGAUCUUAUUCAUCCUCAAAGAAUUCUUGCUGAAGAGAAAUCCUACAAAUCCAGUGAAAGUGAAAAGGCCUUCAAGAUGAAGCCACAACUUAAUCUAUACCAGAGAAUUCAUACUGGAGAAAUUCUUCAUGAAUGUAAGGACUGUGAGAAGAUUUUCCUCUGCAACUCAAAUCUUAUUCAACAUCAGAGAAUUCAUACUAGAGAGAACCUUUAUGAAUGUAGUGAAUGUGGAAUGGGCUUCAAGUGGAAGGCACAUCUUACUGUGCAUCAAAGAAUUCAUACUGGAAAGAUUAUUCAUGAGUGCAAGGAGUGUGGGAAAGCCUUCCAUCACAACUCAGUUCUUAUUCGACAUCAAAGAAUUCAUACUGGAGAGAAACCUUAUCAGUGUAAUGAAUGUGGGAAGUGUUUUAGGAGGAAAGCACAUCUUACUGUCCAUCAGAGAAUUCAUACUGGAGAGAUUCUUUAUGAAUGUAAGGAGUGUGGGAAGGCUUGCCCCUACAACUCAGAACUUAUUCGACAUCAAAGAAUUCAUACAGGAGAGAAACCUUAUGAAUGUAAUAUAUGUGGGAAGGCCUAUAGGAUCAAAGGACAUCUUACUGUGCAUCAGAGAAUUCAUACUGGCAUGAUUCUUUCUGGAUGUUAGUGAUUUCCAUCAAAACUCAGAUCUUAUUCAACAUCAGAGAAUUCAUACUGGAUAGAAUCUUUAUGAAUAUUCUACCUUUAAAAGGAAGUUACAUCUUACUGUGCAUCAGAGAAUUCAUAUAGGAGAGAUUCUUUGUGAAUGUAAGGAGAGUGGGAAAAGCCCCUAAAUGAUUAGAUUCUGAUUCUGAUUCCCUACAUGAAAUUCAGGGAGUUCUUAUUUAGCCCCCAUGAGAGAAAGUCAUAGUUCUAUCCUCUACAGAGGCCUGUAAGGGAGGCAAAGAUUUAGUGUUUUCCUGAGGGAGGGAGAAGUUAUGCUGCCAAAGGAUGAAGAUGAUGAUAAGUGGACGGUAGUAUUGGGAGAUGGACAGAGGGCAGCUAUGAGGUUGUCCCAACUUAUAAUAUUUUAUAAAGCAGUUUGGAAUAAUCAGGGCCCAAUACAUAAUUCUUCAAAUUCUGUCAUUCUUUUGACUGGGUCUCUUUUUCUUUUCUUUCUUUCUUUCUUUUUAAUUAAGAUUUUAUUGGCAUGUCUCAAAAUACCAUCAAAAGCCCUAAAUUAUGCAAUUACACAAUUACACAAGAGACCCAGUCAAAAGAAUGACAGAAUUCCUAUUUCUUUAAGAAGUAAUGAGAAGUAAAUAAUAUUCCAAUAUUUCAGUCUGAAGCCCAAUUCUUCAGAGGUAGCAAAACUAGCAAUAGUUGAAUCAUUUUGUGUAAAAACUUAAGGAAAAAAAUGGAGGAGGAAUUUAACUCUUUUUCUAUCAAUGCAAUAUGUUUCUGACCUUUGUAAAACAGUAAUCAGAAAGUACAUCUCCUUAUGAGCUAGCAUACAGUGCAAGAUAAAUCCAAAAGACAGUAGCAAAUAGCAUUUGAUUUGAGUUUUCCUCCAUAAUAUUUUCUUUUGGUAUUAUCUUUUCAAAACCACUCUCCUUUCUAAGUUAAUAGUGGAAACUCUAUAAUUUGGACCUUUCUCCUAAAGAAGCUAAACCCAUUUAUCAUAGCUUCUUUUUAAAAUUUUUUGUAAUAAUAGUUUUGAUUUUCAAAAUACAUGCAAAGAUAGUUUUCAAGAUUCACCCUUGCAAAACCUUGUGUUCCAAAUUUUUCUCCCUCUUGUAUGAAUAAGAACAUUUAUGGUAUGGUUCAGAUUCACAUUUACAAUAAGACACACAAGAAAAAGAAGAUAGAUGUUUUAAUGAUUUAUAGAAAAGGCAAAUGCAUAGGCAAUUUGCAGUAACAGCAACAAUAGCUAAAAGCCUUAAUACUAAUGUAAUUCUAGCAAUACUAAUGUAAAUAUAAAAAGUAGUAAAAAAAAAAAUUGCCAAUUCAGGGGAGCACCAACUCCUGAGUCUUUCAUCUGGGAGAUCCCAGAUUCCAAUUCUCAGGUUCCCCAAUGGGAAAAUCCCAGGCAGAAAAUGGGUGAGAUUCCAAAGCUAGUAAGGUAUCACAGUCAUUUAAAUAGUUGGAACAAAGAAGGCACUGUGUGUAGGGAUUGUGUUAUGGUUCCUCACUUGGGUCUGGCCUAAAUCCAAGUGAUGCUCCUUUAAUGGAACUUGGCCGAGUUUCUGCAAAAUAUUUGAGGAGAGCAAUCGGGAGGUCGGCCAUCCUCCUACCUCACAAUCUUUUCUGGCUCACAGCCCAUCCCCUGUUCCUCAGUUCUCAGGAUUUAAUUGGAUUGGUGCUCAAAUGUGUUUCUUUAGUGGGGCAGAUAUUUUCUUUAGGCAUUGGAGUCACCCAGAAGAUACGACAGCUUUCAGGUUGGGCCUGUACAGAGACUUGGAAGAACUUCUAAUCUAUAUUAAUCAUUCAUCUCCCUUCCCCUAUACCCCUCCCCAAACAGCAAGUAAUCCAAUAUACAUUAUAUAUGUGCAAGUCUACUAAACAUUUUUCCACAUUUAUCAUGCUGCACAAAGAAAAUCAGAACAAAAAGGGAAAAAAUGAGAAACAAAAUAAGUAACAAGGUGAAAACAAUAUGGUGUGAUCCAUAUUCAGUCACCAUAGUACUCUUUCUGUAUGCAGAUGGCUCUCCAUCAAAAUUAUGUUGGAAUUGACCAAUCAGAUCUUCUUAAUGAUAUCUGUUCUUGCUAGAUGAAUUUUUAUUACAUAUUUUUCUCUUUAUAAGGGAAAAAGACAGAAAAAUUCCUUAUUUUUCUUCUAAAUAAUGUAACAGAUGAAGAUCUGCUGUGGAUUUUAAGCCAAAAUUUGUUUUCUGGAUUGCAAAUGAACUCUGUUAAUGCAAAUUUGUUUUUAUUGGGCAUAUAAUCUUUUUAAAAUAGCUUUUUAUUUUUCCAA
Molecule: messenger RNA, 4627 nt
Organism: Sarcophilus harrisii (Tasmanian devil)
Lineage: Eukaryota; Metazoa; Chordata; Mammalia; Dasyuromorphia; Dasyuridae
Product: zinc finger protein 345
Exons: 4
Coding region: 444-2342 (632 amino acids)
Biological process (GO): regulation of DNA-templated transcription
Molecular function (GO): DNA-binding transcription factor activity, RNA polymerase II-specific; RNA polymerase II cis-regulatory region sequence-specific DNA binding
Source: RefSeq, a predicted model, not a curated record